UCCACUAUCUACCCUGGCAUUCAUUAUACAGACAGCCAUGCCUCGCUCCAACCAAUGUGCCUCACUGUCUGCUUUCCCGGGACAUUUCCGAGACAGAUUUUGGAAAGGAGCAAUAUUCCUGUCCGCAUAUCAGUAUCUAUUGAUGAGGAAUACGGAACAUUUACCACACCAGUCAUAGAGGUUGCAUCGCUAGACUUGCGCCAUCGUGGUGGCUUGCUACACUGUUCAGGAGGCUCGGAUGAUGUGAGUUCAAAUUUGUCCUUAGAUAUGUCUAACGUUGGCGAACCCACUAUAUCAUUCCUCCCACUCCCGCCUUCAUUCGACUAUGUCAAUCGAGCAGAUUGGGAAACAGUCGCCCAGCGAAUUCAAGAAUGGGUCACCACAGAAGUAGCCACAGAAUCAUCGCUAUGGACGUGGGGACGCGACGCUUUCUGGCUGGCUUUCGUUGCUGCCUAUCCGUCUUUCCCGAUGGGCAAGUGGCCGAUGUGGGAUCUUCGUAUUCCACUGGAGGGAUCGUUCAUCGAAGAGUGGCUACAGCAUUCAAACGAC
Molecule: messenger RNA, 549 nt
Organism: Suillus fuscotomentosus
Lineage: Eukaryota; Fungi; Basidiomycota; Agaricomycetes; Boletales; Suillaceae
Exons: 3
Source: RefSeq, a predicted model, not a curated record